Phanerochaete carnosa HHB-10118-sp is the source of this 849-nucleotide messenger RNA. RefSeq lists its product as uncharacterized. Lineage: Eukaryota; Fungi; Basidiomycota; Agaricomycetes; Polyporales; Phanerochaetaceae. The transcript is spliced from 2 exons. The record is from RefSeq and is a predicted model, not a curated record. Gene Ontology annotation, molecular function: protein binding. Bases 1 to 849 code for a protein of 282 amino acids.
AUGGCACCUCCAGGCACUUCCGUGCUUGCAGCGACCUCGCAGCCACCAGCGGCGACGUCGAGGGCGAGACCUCAAGCGCGCAGAAAGGCGAAUCCACAGGAUGAUGCAGCGUACCAUGGUGCACUGCCUUCCUCUGCGGGGGCCAAGCGGUCCGCCACCGACAAGGCGGACGGCGAGCCGCGGGUCAAGAGGAAGAGACUGGAGCCCGCCGUUCCGAUCGCGAGUUCGGGAAACGCGUCUAUGGUGGCUAGGAAACCAAAUGACAGAGGUGUUGAUUUCUCAAAGAUGUCCAUCGAAGCAAUUCACAGAUAUCUUGUUGAGUACGACAUAGUACCCGAACUCAGUCCUCUGCCUACAACAGCACUUGACCCGCCUCCUCCCUCCUACCUCCUCCGGCCGCGUGGGCAGCGAGCGUCCACAGCAAGUCCAGCACCCGCGCCUCUUCCCCCCACCCCCGCAAACCGCCCUCGGCGCGAGCCCAGUGCCAGCGCUAAUAGGCGCAGGAGUUCGAGAUUACUGGACGAAGAUGAACUGCCGAACGGGAUUCCAAUCCUUGCGGACGUGGGUGAGGUCCAUAAGGCCUUAGCCCAAAUAGCGCAGAAGCAUUUCCAGGAAUAUCAUGUCAAGGAGGUGGAAACGUUGGCAUCCUUCAUGUGCGUUGUGAAAGCCAAAGGUGAGCGUCAACCUUGGCAGAUGGGAACUCCGGCCUUCUGGUUGGCGAAUAGAUGGUUGCCAACCAACGCCCCUCUUCGCGUGCUCUUCGUUCCUUUUCUUUCGGCGUCAAAUCUAGUUUCUAUGUGCUUUGUGUUCCGCCAUGCCCGAACAUUCCUUUACGACUUCUCAUUGUAA